GCUACAAAGCCCUUUUUUUUUUUUUUUUUCCUCAGUUCACAUCCUUUCCCUGUCCCUAUGCGGUAAAAGGAUGAACAAAUUCAAGUGCUUCUUCCUCUUCUGCCUGUUGUUCUAGAAUACAGAAUCAUCACAACAUUUUUGCUUCUUUCAAAUUCAAUGGCCAUUGUUUCUUUCUCUUUUCGACCUUAUUUGCAUCCCCCCUCCGCUCCUUCGUCGUCGUCGUCUUCCUCCUCCUCCUCCUCCUCCUUUUUAUGUGGUGGUGUCCACCUUCGGACCCAUAAGAACUUCAUCUCUAUCCAUUCACCUUCCCAUUUUUCUUCCUCGACAUUAAAUAGUAGGUCCUCCUCGAGGAGCUUUCGAACGGCGAUUGCUGCUUCUGGCGACUAUUAUGCUACUCUUGGAGUCUCCAAAUCCGCGACCAACAAGGAGAUUAAGGUGGCUUAUCGAAAGUUAGCUCGUCAGUACCAUCCUGACGUGAACAAGGAACCUGGAGCUAUUGACAAGUUCAAGGAAAUCAGUGCUGCAUAUGAGGUGCUAUCAGAUGAUAAGAAGAGGGCAUUGUAUGAUCAAUAUGGAGAGGCUGGAGUUAAGAGUACGGUAGGAGGAGCAAAUGCUUAUACGACUAAUCCAUUUGAUUUGUUUGAGACAUUUUUCGGGCCAAGUAUGGGUGGCUUUGCUGGCAUGGAUCCAACUGGCUUUGGAACACGCCGCCGCAGUACUGUUACUAAGGGUCAAGACAUUCGUUACGAUAUUUUGUUGGAAUUUUCUGAGGCAAUUUUUGGAGCUGAAAAGGAAUUUGAGCUUUCACAUUUGGAAAAAUGUGAAGCUUGUAAUGGUACUGGAGCAAAGAUUGGCUCCAAGAUGAGAAUAUGUUCGACUUGUGGUGGGAGGGGUCAGGUGAUGAGGACUGAACAAACACCUUUUGGCUUGUUCUCACAGGUUUCAGUAUGUCCAAACUGUGGAGGGGAUGGUGAAGUCAUAUCUGAAUUUUGUCGUAAAUGUAAUAGUGAAGGACGUAUUCGGGUUAAGAAAAAUAUUAAAGUGAAAGUUCCUCCAGGGGUUAGCCCAGGCAGCAUUCUGAGAGUUGCUGGGGAGGGUGAUGCUGGACCUCGAGGGGGUCCCCCUGGAGAUCUAUUUGUGUAUCUUGAAGUAGAAGAGAUUCCAGGAAUUCAAAGAGAUGGCAUUAAUCUCUCUUCAACGAUAACAAUCAAUUAUCUGGAUGCCAUACUAGGGGUUGUUGUCAAGGUAAAUACAGUUGAAGGCAUUUCUGAGCUACAAAUUCCCCCCGGUACCCAACCUGGAGAUGUCCUUGUCCUUGAGAGGAAAGGUGCACCAAAAUUAAACAAACCAUCAAUACGUGGUGACCACUUAUUUACAGUUAAAGUUAUGAUACCAAAACGUGUCAGUUUAAAGGAGCGUGAGUUGCUUGAAGAACUUGCUUCACGAGGCAGCAAAACAAGCAGCCGUUCAAAACCCCGUCCUAGCAUUCACUCUUCCAAGGGAAGGGCUGAAGAUUCUGUGGCUCAAAGUGCUGAAAGUCCAACAGUAGUUGAAGAAAAAACUGAACAGUCAGAAGACCAAGAUGACGUAUGGAAUAAAUUGAAGAAUUUUGCUGGGUCUGUCGCAAAUGGAGCUCUGAAGUGGCUAAAAGAUAACCUGUAGUACUCCCAUCCCAAGGGUAUACCGAAUGAGGCUUAGAUUUUGAUUCUCAUUAUUCCUAAAACUGCUGGAAGUUCGAGUGCUAUGGGAAACAUUUCCUCGCGGAUGCAAUCGUUAGAAAGUUUGUUAGCAUUGCGCGGUAGAAACGAAUAGUUUCGCUUGCGUAUUCUUUCAUUUGUUUCACUUGUACAUUGACACAAGUCAAUUCACACAGUAGUACUACAACUUGCUGGAGGAAAGUUGUCCAAGGCAGGAAUAACACUUCCAAUGUUAUUCCAUGAAGCAGAUUUCCGCCGGAAAAAGUCUACCGUACACAUUCUGAUAGAACUAUAGAAGUCCCCAAUAAUGUUUGACACAUCAUUCAUCAAUUAUGGUCAGUUUCAUGAACUUUCAUCAACGAAAUUAAAUCUUCUAUAAAAUUAUCCUACUCCUUCUUGGAGAGUCAUCGACAAUGUGAUUUUGAUCUGGGAUUUUGCCUGCACAUCAGAUGUGUUCUCUUUUAAUGCUAGUUUUUAUUUUAAUUUGUUUUAAGUCGAUAUAAUUUCUUGUAGAUUGAA
Messenger RNA from Neltuma alba, 2216 nucleotides. RefSeq names its product chaperone protein DnaJ-like. Gene Ontology annotation, biological process: response to heat; protein refolding. The transcript is spliced from 11 exons. Gene Ontology annotation, molecular function: ATP binding; heat shock protein binding. The record is from RefSeq and is a predicted model, not a curated record. NCBI's taxonomy places the organism in Eukaryota, Viridiplantae, Streptophyta, Magnoliopsida, Fabales, Fabaceae. Gene Ontology annotation, cellular component: cytoplasm; chloroplast thylakoid membrane. Bases 157 to 1662 code for a protein of 501 amino acids.